UUUGAGAUCAUGGCUGGCUAUCUCUUAGCGUCGUGCUUAACAAGGAGGAUGAGCUCCUACACAAUCGGGCUGGGACUGCACAGUCUCGAGGCCAACGAAGAGCCAGGCAGCCGGAUGGUGGAGGCCAACUUCUCCAUACAGCACCCAGAGUACAACAAACCCUUUAUCGCCAACGACCUCAUGCUCAUCAAGUUGCAAGAGUCGGUGUCCGGGUCUGACACCAUCCAGAACAUCAGCAUCGCCUCCCAGUGCCCGACUGCUGGGGAUUCUUGCCUCGUUUCUGGCUGGGGUCAGCUGGUGAAUGGCAGGCAGCCCCAAGUGCUCCAGUGCGUGAAUAUCUCGGUGGUGCCCGAGGAGAUCUGCAGUGCCUUCUACGCCCCCGUCUACCACCAUAGCAUGUUCUGCGCUGGCGGAGGACAGGACCGAAAGGACUCCUGCAAUGGUGACUCUGGGGGCCCCCUGGUCUGCAACGGGUCCCUGCAGGGCCUCGUGUCCUUUGGACAAGCCCAGUGUGGCCUACCCUACGUGCCAGGAGUCUACACCAACCUCUGCAAGUUCACUGACUGGAUACAGAAAACCAUCCAGGACAGUUAACUCCUGGGACUUGGACCCAAGAAACCGAGCCCCCAGUAUAUGUUGUAGAAGGGAUUCAGGACCCUGGGUGUCCAGUGCUUUCCUGCCUGAGACCCAGGAGUUUACACUCCCAACUCCCUCCUCCCUUAGCCCCAAGAAUCCAGUCCCACCAAGAAUCUUUUCCUGUACACAGUGCCCCCUAGUGGCACAAUGUUGACCCAGCCUUACCAGUGGCAGAGGGGGUUGGUUUUUCAUCUUUUUUGUCCUCUUCUCUUAAGCCCAGAAAUAAAAAUUUAAAAGAAUCUCAGGCUCUGUUUGAACUGUCCUCCUUGCUUCCAAUCCUAUUUAAAGGAUUCCAACAAAUAACUUUUCCUUCUUGGGAACCAGGAGAGCAACUGGAUUCCCAAGGGAGGAGAUAUGCUUGAGAGGUUAAGAGAAACUGAUUCUGUGGAUGUCCAAUUUCAAAAAAGCCAAGUCAGCAAAUGGCCAGUUAAUGAGAUUUUCUUGCUUAGUUGUUGUUGUUGUUUUUAACUUUGGUUAAUCUGUUUUGUUUUUGUCUUCUUAAACGCAUUCGAAGAACUUUUCAUUUGAAUCUGCCUCAGAAUCCUCCUCCUGGAACUGGGGCAUGAUGGGAAGGAUCACGGAGAGAUAUGGAGACGGAGGGCAGAGAUGGUGGGAGACUGAGGGCCCAGGAAUAUUUGGAAUUAAAAAAAAAAGAAUAUUUGGAAUUGUUAUCAUACUCUUCGUUGAUAUAUUAUAUCCAUAAGAAUACACUGCUAAGAAUGUCUAUUCAAGAACGAGUUAAUAAAUAUAUUAUUUGGGAAUCUAUUCAUCUGGAGAUAUUCCUCAAAAUACAUAAAGUAAGGAGUGAAAUAACUAAAAGUGAAGUAAACAAAUUCCCACUCUUAAAAGAGGAUUUAAAGAUGGCUCUUACAAAAUAAUAGAACAGGAGCCCCUGGCUGGUGCAGUUGGUAGAACACCUGACUCUUGAUCUCAGGGUUGUAAGUUUGAGCCCUGAGUUGGACAUGGAGC
Molecule: messenger RNA, 1605 nt
Organism: Neogale vison (American mink)
Lineage: Eukaryota; Metazoa; Chordata; Mammalia; Carnivora; Mustelidae
Product: kallikrein-4-like
Exons: 4
Coding region: 10-594 (194 amino acids)
Biological process (GO): proteolysis; extracellular matrix disassembly; amelogenesis
Molecular function (GO): serine-type endopeptidase activity
Source: RefSeq, a predicted model, not a curated record